UGAAUGUAAACCACCCCACCACCACCUUCUCCCAAUGUCUAUUAUCUUAAAAAAUCCUACACAUCUCUCCCUAUAUAAAGCGUUAAUCCCCCCCUCCCCCAGUUUCCUUCUCCAAGCCAAAACCCCUUUCUAUCUCUCUCUCUCUUUACUCUUUUCCUCUCCUCUCUUCUCCAAAGAAGGGAAUUAACCAUGGUGCUCUCCAAGACCGCGUCAGAGUCGGACGUCUCGGUCCACUCCACCUUCGCCUCUCGCUACGUCCGAACCGCCCUUCCAAGGUUUCGGAUGCCGGAGAACUCGAUACCCAAGGAGGCCGCGUAUCAGAUCAUCAACGAUGAGCUGAUGCUGGACGGAAACCCCCGGCUCAACCUCGCAUCGUUCGUGACCACAUGGAUGGAGCCGGAGUGCGAUAAGCUCAUCAUGGCUGCCAUCAACAAGAAUUACGUCGAUAUGGACGAAUAUCCCGUCACCACCGAGCUCCAGAACCGGUGUGUGAAUAUGAUUGCCCACCUCUUCAAUGCUCCUCUUGGGGAGUCGGAGGUGGCGGUAGGAGUCGGAACUGUGGGCUCCUCCGAAGCCAUAAUGCUCGCUGGAUUAGCCUUCAAGAGGAAAUGGCAGAACAAGAGAAAGGCUGAGGGAAAACCAUAUGACAAGCCCAACAUUGUCACUGGUGCCAAUGUCCAAGUUUGCUGGGAAAAAUUCGCUAGGUACUUCGAAGUGGAACUGAAGGAAGUGAAACUGAGGGAUGGCUAUUAUGUCAUGGACCCUGAGAAGGCAGUGGACUUGGUGGAUGAGAACACCAUUUGUGUCGCUGCAAUCCUCGGUUCAACACUCAAUGGAGAAUUUGAGGAUGUCAAGCUCCUGAAUGACCUACUAGAAAAGAAGAACAAGCAAACAGGUUGGGAUACACCAAUCCAUGUAGAUGCUGCAAGCGGUGGAUUCAUUGCCCCAUUCUUGUACCCUGACCUUGAAUGGGACUUUAGGCUACCACUGGUGAAGAGCAUUAAUGUCAGCGGGCACAAAUAUGGUCUUGUGUAUGCUGGCAUUGGAUGGGUCAUCUGGAGGAGCAAGGAGGACUUGCCUGAAGAACUCAUCUUCCACAUCAACUAUCUUGGAGCUGAUCAACCAACAUUCACCCUAAACUUUUCCAAAGGCUCUAGCCAAGUCAUUGCGCAGUACUAUCAGCUAAUUCGCUUGGGAUUUGAGGGAUACAGGAAUAUAAUGGAGAACUGUCAAGAGAAUGCCAUGGUGCUUAAGAGAGGCCUUGAGAGCACUGGCAAGUUCAACAUUAUCUCGAAGGACAAUGGUGUACCUCUAGUGGCAUUCUCAUUGAAAGACCGGAGCCGGCAUGAUGAGUUUGAGGUGUCGGACUUCCUGCGGAGGUUUGGGUGGAUUGUGCCGGCAUACACAUUGCCACCUGAUGCACAGCAUAUUACAGUGCUGCGUGUUGUCAUCAGGGAGGACUUCAGCCGUACGCUCGCGGAGCGACUUGUGCUCGACAUUGAGAAGGUUCUGCAUGAGCUCGAUGCGCUGCCUUCCAAGGUACUAAUGCCACCAGUGAUCGAUGGGGUGAAAGAGAAUGGGACUGUGAUCAAGAAGGGUGCACUUGAGGUGCAGAGGUCGGUCACAGAAGCAUGGAAGAAGUUUGUCAUGGCCAAGAAGACCAAUGGUGUUUGCUAAAAGUAAAUUAAUGCUAACUAUAUGAUUUAGAGAUUUUGUUUGACCUAUAUUGGUGUCGUAGAGGGCAAGACAAAGUCUGCGGCUUCUGCUACAGAUUUUUCUUGUCUCUAUUGGAUGUUUUCCUUUUGCUUUUCUUUUUCCACAAAUAAGCAAAAAUGGAAGUAGAAAUGAGAAGUCUCCAUUUUCGAGGUAACAGAA
Messenger RNA from Elaeis guineensis (African oil palm), 1875 nucleotides. RefSeq names its product glutamate decarboxylase 1. The record is from RefSeq and is a predicted model, not a curated record. Gene Ontology annotation, biological process: L-glutamate catabolic process. Gene Ontology annotation, cellular component: cytosol. Gene Ontology annotation, molecular function: pyridoxal phosphate binding; glutamate decarboxylase activity. Lineage: Eukaryota; Viridiplantae; Streptophyta; Magnoliopsida; Arecales; Arecaceae.